Molecule: messenger RNA, 2617 nt
Organism: Tripterygium wilfordii
Lineage: Eukaryota; Viridiplantae; Streptophyta; Magnoliopsida; Celastrales; Celastraceae
Product: nudix hydrolase 3
Exons: 21
Coding region: 69-2417 (782 amino acids)
Cellular component (GO): cytoplasm
Molecular function (GO): dipeptidyl-peptidase activity
Source: RefSeq, a predicted model, not a curated record
AACGGUAAUUUUUUAUUUUGACACCCGUAAGAGUUUUCAGGGAUUUGCAUUUUAGGGAUUGACUUCGGAUGCAAGCAAUGGAGGAGACUGCCGUACAAGAAGAGCACCUCGAUGUUCUCAGUCAAGACGGUCAAAAAACCGGCGUCUCCAAACCCAGGGGAGCUGUUCAUCGAGAUGGAGAUUACCAUCGAGCGGUCCAUGUGUGGAUUUUCGCGGAGAGGACACAGCAAUUGCUUCUCCAACGACGUGCCGAUUGCAAGGAUUCGUGGCCUGGGAAGUGGGAUAUAUCCAGUGCUGGUCAUAUUUCUGCGGGUGAUUCAUCACUCGUAACUGCACAGAGGGAGCUUCAAGAAGAACUAGGCAUCUCCCUUCCAAAAGAUGCAUUUGAGCCGAUAUUUGUUUUUCUUCAAGAGUGCGUCAUAAAUGAUGGAAAAUUCAUCAAUAAUGAGUACAAUGAUGUUUACCUAGUGACAACACUUGACCCAAUUCCUUCAGAGGCAUUCACUCUCCAGGAAACAGAAGUCUCUGCUGUCAACUAUAUCUUUUUCAAGGAAUACAAAAGCUUGCUUGCUAAAUCAGAUCCUGACUACGUCCCCUAUGAUGUUAGUGGACAAUACGGUCUACUCUUUGACAUAAUUAUGAAAAGGUACACCAAGAACUCAAUGGAACGCCAUUUGGCUCUUCAAAAGCAACUUGGUCGAUAUGCUCCUGUUUCCCUCACUGCAGAGGUUUUCAAUUUAACUGGGCUAUCAGAUGCCGAGAAGGAGGCUCUGGUUUUACUUGUAAAGGCUGCAAGAAUUAUGGAUAAUAUCUUUUACCUUCAGGUUUGGUACAGCAAUCCAGCUUUAAGAGACUGGUUGAAAAAGCAUGCCGAUGUAUCAGAAUUAGACAAGCUGAAAUGGAUGUAUUACUUAAUAAACAAGAGUCCAUGGUCCUGCCUUGAUGAAAAUGAGCCGUUUCUGACAACUGCAGAUUCUGCUGUAAAGUUGCUUCCAGAAGCUGCAAAGCAAAUUACUGGUUGGAAGGGUCUGGAAUACAAAGCUGCAUUUCCAAUGAAGAAACCACCUGGUGCAAACUUCUACCCACCUGACAUGGACAAAAUGGAAUUUAACAAAUGGAAGGGCAGUCUAACAGAUGAUCAACAGCGUGAUGCAACAGGAUAUUUCAAUGUUAUCAAAAGGCACAGUCAGGAGAACAUUCUUUCUCAUCAUUUAAUUGAUGGGCUGACCGAUUCAACAGGGUCCCAUGAUUUAUAUAUUGUUCCCUUCUCCCAAGAGUAUAAUUCUUUCCUCGUGAAAGCUGCUGAGCUAUUACAUAAAGCUGGAGACCUUGCCAGCUCACCCAGUUUGAAGAGGUUGCUGCAUAGCAAGGCCAAAUCCUUUCUUUCGAAUGAUUAUUAUGAAUCAGAUAUAGCAUGGAUGGAAUUGGAUUCUAAGCUGGAUGUUACCAUCGGUCCCUAUGAGACAUACGAAGAUUCACUUUUUGGGUACAAGGCAACCUUUGAAGCAUUUAUUGGAAUUCGUGAUGAUGUGGCGACUGCACAAGUUAAACUCUUUGGUGAUAAUUUGCAGUUGUUGGAGAAAAAUCUACCCAUGGAAAGUGUGUACAAAUCAGAAGAUAUUGUUGCUGCUCCUAUUCGCGUUGUCAAUCUUGUUUAUGCUGCGGGGGAUGUAAAGGGCCCUCAGACUGUUGCCUUCAAUUUGCCAAAUGAUGAGCGUAUAGUAAAAGAUCGAGGAACAUGUAUGGUCAUGCUGAAGAACAUUUCUGAAGCAAAGUUCAGACAUAUUUUGGGGCCAAUAGCUAAUGCUUGUAUAAAUAAGGAACAACGGGAGCUUGUAGACUUUGAUUCUUUUUUCACUCACACUAUUUGCCAUGAGUGCUGCCAUGGGAUUGGGCCUCAUACCAUAACACUGCCAAAUGGUCAAAAGUCUACUGUCAGAUUGGAGCUGCAAGAACUCCAUUCAGCUCUUGAAGAGGCAAAAGCUGAUAUAGUUGGCCUUUGGGCACUCAAGUUUCUGAUCAGCCAGCAGGAUUUCCUUUCAAGGGAUUUGGUAGAGUCCAUGUAUGUUUCUUUCCUCGCAGGAUGUUUUCGCUCGAUACGAUUUGGUUUAGAAGAAGCUCAUGGGAAAGGACAAGCAUUGCAGUUCAAUUGGCUGUUUGAGAAAGGAGCCUUCAUUUGGCAUCCUGAUGAUACAUUUUCCGUGGAUUUUGCCAAGGUUGAAGAGGCAGUUGAAAGCCUGAGUAGGGAGAUACUCACCAUACAAGCAAAAGGUGAUAAAGAGGCAGCAAGAUUGCUGCUGGAGAAAUAUUGUACGAUGACACAGCCAUUGAAAGUUGCACUGCAAACAUUGGAAAAUAUUCAGGUGCCCGUGGACAUAGUUCCUUCAUAUACUGCGGUCAAUGAAAUGUUGGAUUGAACCUCCGAAUUGGGUACUCAGAGAAGAAGUUUGAAUCUCAUCGAUAGAACACCAAACAAAAUCAUUGACAACGUUGUUCUGCAAUUUGAUGGGAGUUUGUCCGUACAUGUGAUUUAGUUGAAUGACAAAAAUACUAUGUUGAUCGACUCGAACCUUGUUGUCUUUGUAACAUUUUAAUAAUAAUGUAACAUUUUGACGAA